Molecule: messenger RNA, 1419 nt
Organism: Glarea lozoyensis ATCC 20868
Lineage: Eukaryota; Fungi; Ascomycota; Leotiomycetes; Helotiales; Helotiaceae
Product: FAD-binding protein
Exons: 5
Coding region: 1-1419 (472 amino acids)
Molecular function (GO): FAD binding; oxidoreductase activity
Source: RefSeq, a predicted model, not a curated record
AUGGGUUCAGUCCAAACCCUUGACCUCGAACAACUUCGAGCUAGGCUCUCCGAGACAGCAGAGAUCGUGACGAAGGACGACUCUCCGCCGGAGUUGUAUCAAAAGAGUAUUGCAAGAUGGUCUGAGUCCAGCAGUAUUAUAAUCUUCCCGGCGACAGUCGAGGAUGUCUGUGUGGCCGUGGAAUACAGCGCUGCCAGUGGUCUUGAGGUUGCUGUUGUCGGCGGACGUCACUCAACCAGUGGUUCUUCAUCUAGUGAAGGCGGAAUCCAUAUUGAUUUGGCCAAAAUGAGAGCAGUUACUGUUGAUCCUACAAAUAAAACAGUCACGGCCCAAGGAGGUUGUCGAUGGGAAGACGUAGACACUGCACUUGCAAACCACCAACUAGCUACCGUUGGCGGUACUGUCAACGACACUGGUAUUGGCGGUCUUACUCUUGGUGGCGGUUACGGACAUCUUAUGGGACAAUACGGUUUGGUAAUUGACAAUCUGCUAGAGGCAGAAGUUGUGCUCGCCGACGGGAGCGUACAAAAGUGCUCUGAGUCUGAAAACGAGGAUCUCUUCUGGGCGAUCCGAGGAGCUGGUGCUAGUUUUGGAGUAGCGACUUCUUUGACCUACCAGGCAUAUGAUCAGAAAAAUGAUACUUGGGCAGGCCUUCUCUUCUUCCCCAGGGAGCGGGUCAGAGACGUGUUUACCGCUGCCAAUCACCUGCUUGAUAUCGGGGAUGGGCGAUGCACCCUGCUUCCUGCAUAUGGAACUCCUCCGCCAUCAUUCGAAGUCAUUAUUUUAGUCGCUGUUUUCUUCAAUGGGCCUCAAGAAGAGGCUGAGACCUUUCUGGAGCCGCUUCUUUCGCUUAAUCCUUUCCUCAAUACAACUGCAUCGGUUCCUUAUGAUAAUUGUAACAGCUUGCUGAACCAUGUGCUUGGGCCCGGAUUCAGACGGAGUUUCAAGGGUUCAUCGAUACUUGUGCCGGUCGCUGUCGACUUUGCAGAAGAGAUCUUGAGAGACUUCGAGGAGUUUGUGGCUAGAGUCCCGGAUGCGAAAGCGAGUGUUGUUAUUUUCGAGUAUUUUCCAUAUAAGAAAAUGAUGGAGGUUUCUCAAACAUCAACCGCAUUCGCGAACCGUGGUGCAAUCGUGGGCAUUAUUCUUGCACCGGGCUGGACUGACCCUAAAAACGAUUCAGUCUGUAGAGAAUGGACGAGGACUAUGUAUGCGAAGACUCGGGCCGAUAGACUGAGAAAGAUGUCUGAGGGCAAUGUGGAUAGUCUUACGAAGACUACUGUUGGAGAAUACAUGAAUCAUGACGGCCUGGGUGCUGGCCCAAAAGUUUUAUACGGCGUCAAUUACGAUAGAUUGGUUGAGUUGAAGAAGAAGUAUGAUCCUAAGCGUCUUUUUGGUAACGGGCCAAAUUCGAUCAUAUGA